CUGGCAUAGUGGUUUUUCAAAAGGAAAUUCGAGCUUGUGAGGUUAGCUACAGUUUACAGAGGAUUGAAAGUCUAGGUGGACAUACUUCACUGUCAGCCCUCUCACCUUUUUCGAAGGAAAAUUUCUGGAGCUUUCUUUGAAUAUUCACCAAUGUCUGAAGAAAUUGUUUAUGCAAAUCUCAAAAUCCAGGACUCUGAUAAGAAAGAAGAAACCCAGAAGUCUGACAAAUGUGGGGCAAAAGUAUCCUCUGCUGCUUCCCAUUCACAGCCAAAAAUAGUCUGGAUUCUGAUUCUUCUAUGCCUUCUGCUGUUCAUUGGAAUGGGGAUCUUAGGAGGCAUCUUUUAUACAACUUUGGCCACAGAAACGAUAAAAUCAAAUCAAUUACAAAGUGUCAAGGAAGAACUUCAGGAAAAUGUUUCCCUACAGCUGGUGCACAAUCUCAACAACUCCAAGAAAAUCAAGACCCUCUCUGCCAUGCUGCAAAACAUAGCCACCCAGCUGUGUCGAGAGCUGUAUAACAAAGAACCAGAGCACAAAUGUAAACCAUGUCCAAAGGGUUCUGAAUGGUACAAGGACAGCUGUUACUCUCAACUCAGCAGGUAUGCAACUUGGCAAGAGAGUGUCAUGGUCUGCUCUGCUCGGAAUGCCAGUCUCCUGAAGCUUACAAACAAGGAUGUGCUGGAAUUUAUAAAGUACAAGAAGCUACGCUAUGUUUGGCUUGCAUUGUCACCCAGAAAAAAUCCCAUACAGUAUCCACUAAGUGAGAAGAUAUUCCUCUCUGAAGAGUUUGAAAGAAGCACGGAUGACAUCGAUAAGAUGUACUGUGGAUAUAUAGGCAGGGUCAAUAUUUAUUAUACAUACUGCAGUAAUCAGAACAAUAUCAUAUGCGAAGAGACAGCCAGCAAAGUGCAGGUGGAAAGUGUGCUGAGUGGUCUCCCAGAGGGCGGCAUGUACCUGUAGCUACUCUGCAGGGGCUUGUCCCUAGCUACUAUCCUGCUGUGAUGGUUUGAAUGAGAAUGGCCCCCAGGGUCUCCUUUGAAUACUUGGUCCUCCGCUGGUGGAACUGUUUCAGAAACCUGGGAAGGUGUGACCUUGUUAGAGGAGGUUGUGUCCUUGAAGGCGUGGCUUUGCGUUUUUUUCAAAAAGCCCAUGCCAUUCCCAGUUAUUUCUCUCUCUGUCUUCUGCUUAUGGAUUGAGCUGUGAGCUCACAGCUACUGCUUAAGACCAUGUUUGUCUGCCUGCUGCCAUCCUCCUCACCACCAUGGUCAUGGACUUUAACCCUCCCAAACCAGGAGCCAAAUUAAAUGCUUCCUUUUAUAAGUAA
Mus pahari (shrew mouse) is the source of this 1324-nucleotide messenger RNA. RefSeq names its product C-type lectin domain family 12 member A (gene Clec12a). NCBI's taxonomy places the organism in Eukaryota, Metazoa, Chordata, Mammalia, Rodentia, Muridae. Bases 151 to 960 code for a protein of 269 amino acids. The record is from RefSeq and is a predicted model, not a curated record. Gene Ontology annotation, molecular function: signaling receptor regulator activity. The transcript is spliced from 6 exons.